UCCUGCACCAUCGGAAAGGACGGAACUGGGCUUGCGUCUGGGGACCUUCCAGUGCCCUCUUCAGCUCCGAGGGCUAGAUAAUCGUUGCACGGACGGGGCCGUACACGUCUUGCUUCCACGUCUCAGCAGAAACGCCAAGACCGGGUGCUGAAAAUGGGCCCAGUAGGUGCAGAGGCUGAUGAGAACCAGACAGUGGAAGAAAUGAAGGUGGAGAAGUACCAUCCACGGCAAACCACUCCUAGAGGUGAGCUGGCCCCUGACCCUGAGCCAGAGCUUCUAGACAGCACCAUGCUGAUUGAGGUGCAGAUUAUCCUCAUAUUAGCUUAUUGCUCUAUCAUCUUGCUCGGGGUAAUUGGAAACUCUCUGGUGAUUCACGUGGUGAUCAAAUUCAAGAGCAUGCGCACAGUAACCAACUUUUUCAUUGCCAAUCUGGCUGUGGCAGAUCUUCUGGUGAACACCCUGUGUUUGCCAUUCACUCUUACCUACACCUUAAUGGGGGAGUGGAAAAUGGGUCCUGUCCUGUGCCACCUGGUACCCUAUGCCCAGGGCCUGGCAGUGCAAGUGUCCACGAUCACCUUGACGGUAAUUGCCCUGGACCGGCAUCGUUGCAUUGUCUACCACCUGGAAAGCAAGAUCUCCAAGAGAAUCAGCUUCCUGAUUAUUGGCCUGGCCUGGGGCAUCAGUGCCUUGCUUGCAAGCCCCCUGGCCAUCUUCCGCGAGUACUCGCUGAUUGAGAUUAUUCCCGACUUUGAGAUUGUGGUCUGCACUGAGAAGUGGCCUGGAGAGGAGAAGAACAUCUAUGGCACCAUCUACAGUCUUUCUUCCUUGUUGAUCCUAUACGUUUUGCCUCUGGGCAUCAUAUCUUUUUCCUACACUCGUAUCUGGAGUAAACUUAAGAACCAUGUCAGCCCUGGAGCUGCUAAUGAUCACUACCAUCAGCGAAGGCAAAAAACGACGAAAAUGCUGGUGUGUGUGGUAGUGGUGUUUGCAGUCAGCUGGUUGCCUCUCCAUGCCUUCCAACUCGCUGUUGACAUUGACAACCAAGUCCUAGACCUGAAGGAGUACAAACUCAUCUUCACCGUGUUCCACAUUAUCGCCAUGUGCUCCACCUUUGCCAACCCCUUUCUCUAUGGCUGGAUGAACAGCAACUAUAGAAAGGCUUUCCUAGCAGCCUUCCGCUGUGAGCAGAGGUUGGAUGCCAUUCACUCUGAGGUGUCUGUGACGUUCAAGACUAAAAAGAACCUGGAGGUAAAAAAGAACAAUGGUCCCAAUGACUCUUUCACAGAGGCUACCAAUGUGUAAGUAAGCUCUGGUGUGAAAAUAUGUAGAUGAAUUCCGACCAGAGCUAUAAAUCGGUUGAGAAGGGCUCCCGGGUGCAUCCUGAUUUCCCAUUUUAAGGCAGGAGAAGAGGAUCCGAGUGGAAGCAAUUGCAGUGUGAUCUGUGGAAAGAAACCUGGUUGGCAGAGCCUCCGUGAAAAUACUCCUAUUCAAAGAUAGGGCAGUGAACAGUUUGCUUAUAGUUGCUUGGAUGGUAGGUCAAAUUAUGAGUAAAAGCAGAGGAAUGCUUUUGACUAUUUCUCAGAGUGAAGGAAACCUGAACAAGGAAUCAACAUGACAUCAGCAUCGCUAGAAGUGGUUGGCUAAAUAAAUUGCCUUUCAAAUCAUAUUAGGGCAUGGACUGGGGGUGAUGUGCUGCUCACUGCCCCCUCAUCUGAUGAAAGGACUACCCAACACCAGUUUCCCUAGGGAGCUGCAGGCUCUUCUGUAUUGUUUUUUUUUGUUUUUUUGUUUUUUUUUAAAUUAUUCCUCCUAUGGACCAAUCCUUCAGGGAAUGUUACCAGCUAUUUGAAUGACUUCCAGGUGAUAAACUGAAAUUUGCUAUAUAAUUAGUAUUUUGGCAAGUGAUGAGGGAAAUCUUUAACACUGAGUUCACCAGGUGUUCUUAAAACCAAAUACACAUUUAGUGAAAAGUUUCUCCAACUCAAAAUUGAAGGCUGAAAUUCUCAGUUUUAGAAAUGUAACCCAUCAUUUAGCUUCUCAUUUCAAGUUGUUGCUGCUUUGUAAAUACUAUUUAUGUGACAACAAAUGAACAUACAGCUCAAUACUUUUAACCAUUGCUAACUGUUAUAACUUUCUGAACAUGUAUUAUUCCUAUGUUGGAGUUGAAUUUGUCUUCACUAAAAUUGAUUCAGAUUAAAAAAUAAUUUUUGUGGCAUUCUGCCACAUUUUGUGGUUAUUGGUAAACAGUUUUUGCACAGAUACAUAGCUCUAUUGUGUUUACAGAACACUGUAGUGUUAUUUUUUGAAAUUCAUCUUCCAUGGACGUGGAAUUCAUUUUCCAUGGUUCAUGAUUAAUAAAACAAUAUAAUUUCAUCAAAAUGGAACCCAUCUGGUAAGAAAUAUUAAAAACACUGCAUGCAUUCCACUUUGCAAAUGUUCUAUUUGGACCAAUUUCAACAUAAAUUAUCCUCUUCUCAAAAUAAUUAGCUAUGUAUUUUUGGAUAACUUAUGAAUAUAUACAUAAUAAAAUUUUACCUAUAAAUAGUGGAGUGUAGACGCUAUAGUACUCUUCAUUGAAUGAUUUUGUGAAUAGUAUUUUUAUUUCAAUAGUACCCAGUCAAAGAUGCUUAAAACCCUAGUAUGUUUAUGAAAACACACUGAGAUGUGAAAAUAGUUGUACUUCUUUGGAUUCUGUUAAAGAAGUUUCAUUGCAAUCAUAUUUUUGUCAGUAUGACUGAAUUUGGGAAUAGAUUUCUUAAAGUUUAAAAAACUUCAGCAUGAAUAUUACGUUUAGGUACAAACAUGAGCUUCAUGAACGGAGAGAGUUCAACUUUACGGAUAUAUUUAAAAGUCAUACUGUGGCUCUUGUUGAAUUAUUUCCGAUGUAGAAGUAAAGAUCUCGAAGUGGGCUGUACCUCUGGAAUACUGAAAGAGAAUGAAAACAGUGGAAGACUAAUUAAGAAGCAAACAAAAAAUAAUAUAUAUAUGUAAUGUACCAUGUAACGGACAAAUUCAUUUUUUUUUUUGUGGGACUCUACAUAACUGUUCAAGAAAAAACUUUUUGUCCUUUAAAAAGCAAUUACUUUGCUUAAGAUGCUAAUAGAUAAUUGUGGUUACAAUGUUUUGUUUUGUUUUCCCUCUUGGAGAAUUCUUACCCUGUAAGGAAUGCGUAUGCCACUGUAUUACCAGUUGUAGUAGUAAAUUAUUAGAAUCAUUUAAUGAUCCAGUUAAUACUUGUGAUGUAAUUAAUCUUUUUAUGUUGUGAUUUUAUCUGUGGAAAUAAAAGACA
Messenger RNA from Prionailurus viverrinus (fishing cat), 3289 nucleotides. RefSeq names its product neuropeptide Y receptor Y2 (gene NPY2R). Gene Ontology annotation, cellular component: membrane. NCBI's taxonomy places the organism in Eukaryota, Metazoa, Chordata, Mammalia, Carnivora, Felidae. Gene Ontology annotation, biological process: G protein-coupled receptor signaling pathway. Bases 154 to 1302 code for a protein of 382 amino acids. Gene Ontology annotation, molecular function: neuropeptide Y receptor activity. The transcript is spliced from 2 exons. The record is from RefSeq and is a predicted model, not a curated record.